AUGGUUGUGAGAGUGAGCCGACGUCUUUCGCAACUGUUGGCCUCAGAUUCAGGCGUGCACAUAGCAAGCAUUCUCUUGUCCACUGCUCGAUGUCGCGACAAAGGUUUGGCCAGAAAUACUGGGCUUGUAUUGCCGUCGCAUGCGGUGGACUCCUGGGUGUGCGCCGCCCUUGAAGUGCAGCCGGUUGAAGAGUGUCUUCCUCAGUCUAUGCGGCAUGUAGAGCCGAUUGAUCCCUUUCUUGAACCACCAACCGUCUUGGCCGCGUUCGACAAGGGCUCUCUCUAG
This is a messenger RNA of Gregarina niphandrodes, 285 nucleotides long. RefSeq lists its product as hypothetical. The record is from RefSeq and is a predicted model, not a curated record. The transcript has a single exon. The coding region runs from base 1 to 285 and encodes 94 amino acids. NCBI's taxonomy places the organism in Eukaryota, Apicomplexa, Conoidasida, Eugregarinorida, Gregarinidae.